Molecule: messenger RNA, 660 nt
Organism: Tachyglossus aculeatus (Australian echidna)
Lineage: Eukaryota; Metazoa; Chordata; Mammalia; Monotremata; Tachyglossidae
Gene: CRIPT
Product: CXXC repeat containing interactor of PDZ3 domain
Exons: 5
Coding region: 38-343 (101 amino acids)
Biological process (GO): cytoplasmic microtubule organization
Cellular component (GO): dendrite
Molecular function (GO): microtubule binding; PDZ domain binding
Source: RefSeq, a predicted model, not a curated record
GCGGUCGUUGUUGUUGUUGACAUCUUGGGCCGGCGGGAUGGUCUGCGAGAAAUGCGAGAAGAAACUUGGGACUGUUAUUACUCCAGACACCUGGAAAGAUGGGGCAAGGAACACCACAGAGAGCGGUGGGCGAAAAUUAAAUGAAAACAAAGCUCUGACGUCAAAGAGGGCAAGAUUCGACCCCUACGGGAAGAACAAGUUUGCCAUUUGCAGAAUCUGUAAGAGUUCUGUGCACCAGCCGGGUUCGCAUUACUGCCAAGGAUGCGCCUACAAAAAAGGCAUCUGCGCGAUGUGCGGGAAAAAGGUUUUGGACACCAAGAACUACAAGCAAACAUCCGUCUAGCGUCCGGCCGGCUCCCGGGGCCCGCGGCGCUACCUUCCUCCCGUUUUUACUUCCCGAAGCAGGGUGAAUUUCAUCCCCCACGUGCAGAUGGGAUAGCGCGUUCGGACACGGUCAUCUCGGAUGAGGACUCGGAGGCGGCCCCUUGGAUCCCGGCGGGAAGACACCCGGAGUCCGGACUCGACUCCGAGACCCUCCCAAGGCCCCCGUGAGCGUCUUUCCCUCCCAGAGCUUCUCGGCCGGGAGUUCGGGGGGUGGUCGUGCCUCUUCCCAAUUCCGCGGUCGUUAUCCAAAGUCAUUAAAAGUGGCAUUUGUCAUUU